Messenger RNA from Apaloderma vittatum (bar-tailed trogon), 669 nucleotides. It is a transcript of the gene CDKN3, whose product is annotated as cyclin-dependent kinase inhibitor 3. Lineage: Eukaryota; Metazoa; Chordata; Aves; Trogoniformes; Trogonidae. Gene Ontology annotation, molecular function: protein tyrosine phosphatase activity. The record is from RefSeq and is a predicted model, not a curated record. Gene Ontology annotation, biological process: protein dephosphorylation. The annotation marks the transcript as partial. Gene Ontology annotation, cellular component: nucleus. The transcript is spliced from 7 exons.
CCCCGGCCCCCAGGUGAGUUCCUCGCUCUCGUUCCGCCGCAGCCCUGCGCCGCGCAAUUCGGAGGUUUUGACUCCUCGGACGAAGAGGCCGCUGAGGAGGACCCGAGGCCGCUGCCGAUCUCCUGGUUGUCUUUGUCGCCUGUCUACUCUUCAGUGUUCCUGGGGUUAUGUUCCCUUCCAGGUUGCAGGUUUAAGGAUGUUAGAAGAAAUCUACAGAAAGAUAUAGAAGAACUAAAGAACUACGGGACCCAGGAUAUAUUUGUGCUCUGUACCAGAGGAGAGCUGUUAAAGUAUCGGGUGCCAAAUCUUAUAGAUACCUACCAACAGCACGGGAUCUGUGUGCACCACUAUCCUAUUCCUGACGGGGACGCUCCUGACAUUGCCAAGUGCUGCAAAAUUCUGGAGGAGCUCAGAAGCUGCCUGGAAAGUAACAGGAAAACAAUCAUACACUGUUACGGUGGCCGUGGACGCUCAUGUCUCAUAGCUGCGUGUCUCCUGCUACAGCUUUCAGACAUGGCACCUCAGCAAGCAAUAGACAGCCUCAGAAACUUGAGAGGAUCUGGGGCGAUACAGACCAUCAAGCAAUACAAUUACCUCCAUGACUUUCGAGAGAACCUGGCUGCAUAUCUGGCGACAAAGGAUACAGUAUUAAGAUCAGUGUCACGAUAA